AUGUUUUAAAUAUUUUUAAAUGUAUUUAUUAUAAUUAAAGUACCUUACUUUCAAUAUAGGCCUAUUUUAGUUUUUAAAUAUAAAAUGUUACCAUUUUUUUCUUGACAUUGUUGCUGUCCUGCUGUUACCAUGGAUACAACAAACUUACCAAGCCGAGGCUGUAGCGCAGCUUUACACGGUAGUAACACGUAACUAACGUUAAGCGAACUUAGUUAGCUUAAAUUGACAUAUUAAUACUAUUCAACAUAUUGUGGAGGUGAGGAAAUACAAAUACUUAAAGACCAGCAAUGUCUUGGAACUGGAAUAGCCAUGGACUACCAUUUUUACCUGGAUACACUUUCCGGGAUGUAACGAAGUCAGCUUUCCACCGUCCCCAGACUCUGGGAUAUAGGAAUGGUUAUGCUCUGCCCCGUCGCCCCACUGUGGGUAUUGGACAGGAUCCUCUUUUAUCAGAGCAACUGACCCAGCAGGAGAUCAAUGAGUUGUCCUUUGACACACCAGACUUGAUGUAUGGUUCCUCGGACCAGUGCAUAAUGGAAGACUUCAUCCCAGCUCAUGUGGCCCUUGACAAGAAGGUGCUGUGCUUCUAUGCAUACUUUCAGGAAAAUAUCCUGUUUUCCCCUGAAGAGGAGUGCCGCGUGCGCCCUGUGGUCUUUUAUUACUACCUUGAAGAUGACAGCAUGUGCAUCAUUGAGCCUGCAGUGGAGAAUUCUGGGAUACCCCAGGGGAAACGGCUCAAACGUCAACGUCUGCCAAAGAAUGAACAUGGAGAGCAUUACCAUUGGAAAGAUCUCAAUAUUGGCAUGGACCUGGAGGUAUACGGGGUCACAUACCGAAUCACACAGUGUGAUGCUUUUACGAAGGAAUUCAUGGAAAGUGAGGGCAUUGUACUGAACAACCCUGAGCAGAUGCCUGUGGAUCCUUACAGCAAACGUUGCAAAAACCCUCGGCCUUCCUUCACCACACGCUCAGAGUUUGACAUCAAGCACCAGUUUCUCACCCUGGAUCGUAAGGUGCUGCGUUUCUUUGCACUUUGGGACGAUGCUGACGCUCUGUUCGGGGAUACCAGGCCUGUUAUCAUCCAUUAUUACCUGGUGGAUGACACUGUGGAGAUCAGAGAGGUCCACGAACCCAACAACGGCCGGGACCCCUUCCCUAUCCUGAUGCGCAUAAAGAAGCUGCCCAAGAAAGUCAAACCAGAGGCUGGGAGUUUUCCGAGCUGUGUGCUGGAGGUUUCAACAGCCGAAGUAGAUGAGUACUACUCCCCCAAAGACUUCCAGAUGGGUCAGACGAUGACUCUGCUGGGCCGUCGCUUCCUGCUGUAUGACUGUGAUGGCUUCACUAAAGAGUAUUACCAAAAUAACUACCCUGACAUGGAGAUGAAACCCACCGAGGUACCAAAAAAGACUGAGCUGCCUCAUGAGAGGAAGAAGGAGGUUCCUGUCUACAAUGGUUUCGGUACACUUGAAGACUCUCUCCAGAAUUGUUUGUCUUUAAUUCCUAAGCGUCCCAAAAAGAAUGUGAUAAAGAUGCUGGAAAAUGACCACAAAGUGUUGCGCUACAGCGCCAGGCUGGACUCCCAGCAUCCUGAAGAUGAGGGCCGACGUUUCAUUCUCUCCUACUUCCUGUCCAAUGACAUGAUCAGUAUUUUUGAAAGGCCUGCUCGAAACUCUGGUUUCAUCGGUGGCAAGUUUCUGGAAAAGACACGCAUCCCAAAGCCAGGUUCUACAGUGGACAGUCCUCAGUUCUACUCACCUGCAGACUUUGCUAUUGGAGCCACUGUGGAGGUUUUCAAUCAUUGCUUUGUGUUGACUGAUGCUGACCCCUAUGUGCUGACAUACCUGGAGUCCAACGCAAGCCAGAUCCCAUGUCAGACACUGGAUUCUUUGCACCAGAAGCUGGGUGUGGGUACAGCUCACAACCAGCAGGCUGAGCAAAAUGGGGAUGAUGAAGCAGAACCAUCGUCAUGAUGUCAGAGAAGGCUGGAUUUUCCCAAAACUGAUUCACUCCCCAAUAAAUCAGACUACAAUUCCAAUCACAGCCUUUUCAGAAUGUUUAUUAACAUAACACUGAUGUCUGAAGAAAAUACUUUGAUUUUUAUAUUG
Messenger RNA from Centropristis striata (black sea bass), 2105 nucleotides. RefSeq names its product EF-hand domain (C-terminal) containing 1 (gene efhc1). The transcript is spliced from 10 exons. The record is from RefSeq and is a predicted model, not a curated record. Lineage: Eukaryota; Metazoa; Chordata; Actinopteri; Perciformes; Serranidae. Gene Ontology annotation, molecular function: alpha-tubulin binding. Gene Ontology annotation, cellular component: axoneme; mitotic spindle. Gene Ontology annotation, biological process: cilium-dependent cell motility; mitotic spindle organization; mitotic cytokinesis. Bases 288 to 1970 code for a protein of 560 amino acids.